Molecule: messenger RNA, 2582 nt
Organism: Planococcus citri (citrus mealybug)
Lineage: Eukaryota; Metazoa; Arthropoda; Insecta; Hemiptera; Pseudococcidae
Product: neprilysin-11-like
Exons: 19
Coding region: 202-2457 (751 amino acids)
Biological process (GO): protein processing
Cellular component (GO): plasma membrane
Molecular function (GO): metalloendopeptidase activity
Source: RefSeq, a predicted model, not a curated record
ACUGAUUCAUUGAUACCGACGAUUCGAGUACUUGAAAGUUGUCAUUUGUUUUGAUUCUAAACUUUUUUCUUUCAACAUGUGAAUAUUCGAGUUUAAAUACGAUUAAUAUUUGAUUCAAUUUAUGAACAAAGAAUUAUUGUAAGUAUAGGUAUAGCGAUUUAUCCAACUCUUCAUUCAAGCUACCUAAGAAAUAUUUUUAAAAUGAAAAGACAACGUUCAUUAAGUUUCCUACACACUGCUUCAUUCGCUUCGUCGCCAAUCAAUUUUUUUUUACUUUUAAACUUAUUUUCAUUGGUAUCAGCCCAGAAUUCCACUAAAAAUAUUUGUCAAACAAAGGAAUGUUUAUCUGCUGCACAGAAUUUAAAAGAAUCCAUCAAUUUCAAAGCAGAUCCUUGCGAUGAUUUCUACAAGUAUGCCUGUGGAAAUUGGCCUAACGUUCACCAGAAUCCAAGUUGGAUGCCAGAAAACACUAUUACGCUGAGAACAGCUGAAAAUACAGCAGAACUUCACGAUUUUCUCAAACUGAAUAACUCUCAAGACGAACCUGAAGCUGUCCACAAAAGCAGACAAUUUUAUGCAUUAUGCUUGAACAAUACUGCUUACAGUAAUAAACUAGAACCAAUUGAAACCAUUUUACGAGAAAUCGGUCUACCUGCAGUGGUUUCCUUACUCGGAUAUGACGAAAUUAAUAACUACGAUUACACGACAGCUUUAGCCAAAGCAGCCAAAUUGGCUGGAAUCAAGAUGUUUUUCGAUCUUACAACCAGCUUUAAUCCUUAUAAUGGAACAUUGAAUGUGAUUUAUUUGAAGAAAAAAGGACCCAUGUCAGAACUACUCGAUUCAUCCACUUUAACAUCAAGCAGAUCAAAACGAGCAGUAGGACAAUUUGACCAGUAUUACAAUAACCAAAACCAAUUUAUGGCUCAAGUCAUACGUAGGAUGUGCGAAGACAGUACUUCAACCUCUUGUAAACACUGGAAUUCGACUUAUAGUUUCGUGAGAGACAUAAUUAUCCAAAAAAUUCUGACUCAAAGGAGUGAAAUUGAACAGAUUAAUUUGAUGCCUUUUUCUAUGUUGAAUUCUACACCGGUAGUCAUAUACUCCUUGAAACAACUGCAAGAUUUAACUGAUAGUAUUGCAAUAGAAGUAAAUACAACAAUCCCAAAGUUGAAUUGGACGAGAUACAUAGAAGAAACGUUUACUGGAUUAGAUGUACAAAUGGAUCUCACUGACCCAAGACGAGUUCAAAUUGGCAUUGAAAAUUUAAAUACAAUCAAGACAAUGAUACGAUAUAUUUACAAAAUAGAAAAUGUGAAACUACUUGUGGUUGGACUUUGGUGGGAAGUGGUUUCCGAUCUGUUACCCUACGUUGAUUUUAAUAUUUUCGAAAAAAAAUACGAAAUAAAUAAUAUCGAAGCUAGAGAAAAACGAUGCGCUGAGCUGACCAAGUUAUCGUUUGGUUUGGCUAUCAGUUACACAUAUGCCACAAAGGAAAAGUACAUCAAUGCUAAAACCAACAUUCGCAAAAUGUACGAUCAUAUUCGAGACAGUUUCAAACAAAUUAUACAGCAAGUCCCCUGGAUGGAUGAAACUACCAGACAAAGAGCACUGAAUAAGCUACAGUUAGUGAAGCCUUACAUAGUAUAUCCUGAUGGAAUCAAGUCAACAAACUUGCUGAAUGAGUACUAUCAAAAUACAAAAAUAACCGACAAUUUCUACGAUACGGCGAUAACAAUAAUUCAAAAUAGAGUGAAAAAUAUUUCAAGCACAUUGAAUCAAAUGAAUGACUUUAGCAACGCUGAAUGGAUUCUAAUUCCUACCAUUGUCAAUGCUUUCUACGCACCUGAACUGAAUUCCAUAGUCAUUCCAGCUGGCAUUAUUGGAUUAUCAAUAUACAACAAUAGUCUACGAGCCUUAGAUUAUGGAGGAAUUGGUUCAAUUGUAGGACACGAAUUGACCCAUGCAUUCGACAAUACUGGACGACGUUUCAAUGAGAUUGGGAAUCUUGAGAAUUGGUGGCAACCUGAAACUUUAAAUUCAUACCGGGAAAAAGCUAAAUGCUUCGUUAAUACAUACGCCAAUUACAGCACGGAUUUCGGUGGAUCAAGUCAAAAGGUUGACAGUAAACUAUCAUUACGAGAAGACAUUUCGGAUAAUGGCGGAUUCAAGGAAUCACUAUUCGCUUACAGAAAAAGUAUAUCGGAAUUAGGAGAGGAACCGAUUCUUCCGCAGUUUGAAAACUUCACUCACGAGCAACUCCUCACAUUAGCUUUUGCCAAUGUGUGGUGUGAAAAUCCAAACAUAUACUCGUGGUAUAUGAGCUAUUUCAAAUUCCAUAGCCCGAAUGCAGUUCGCGUAAACGGGGUUCUCCAAAAUUCAAAAGAAUUCGCUGAGAUUUGGAAAUGUCCUAAAGGCAGCAAUAUGAACCCCAACAGCGAUAAAUGUUCCGUUUGGUGAUUUUACAAGUCAAUUUUGAAUUAGAAUAAACGACAUCAGAUCUUGAGUGUAGUUAUGAGAUUAUUUUGCACUGUUUUGCUUUGGUACAAUAAAUCGAUGAUGGAAAAUAAAAAAUUUACCCUGUC